AUGCAGAAGGUGUGUUUGUGGCCAAUUUGUUGUGUUAUUCGUCCAGUGAAGAAGCGACCAUUCAUGUGUUGGACGGGGAAGACUGUGCCCUCCAUUUUUUUGCGCGAUUUGGAUGAUCUCACGGACAUCCCAGACAGCGAGAGUGAGCGGACCAUUCUUGUGGUGUUUCACAAUUUGAAAGGGUUUGACGGCAUGUUUAUUUUGCACGAACUGUACCAGCAACAACGCGAAGUGGUGGAUCAAUUGACGGUGGGCGCCAAAGUCCUGUCCUUCAGGAGUGGACCCCUCAAAUUCAUUGACUCGUUGUGUUUCCUGCCUAUGCCAUUGGCCUCGUUUCCCAGCACCUUCAAUUUGACCGAAUUAAAGAAGGGCUUCUUUCCUCAUUUGUUUAAUACCCCGGAUCAUCAACAGUAUGUGGGCCGCAUCCCCGAUUUGGAAUUUUACGAUCCCGAGGGUAUGAUGGCCAAAAAGAAAGACGAACUGGCGCGUUGGCAUGCGGAGCAAGUCCGUCGUAAUGUGCGUUUUGAUUUCCAGCAAGAAAUGAUCGAGUACUGCAAAUCGGAUGUGGCGCUGUUGAAAGCGGGGUGUGAAGCCUUUCAGCAAGAAUUUGAACAGCAGGCUGGUUUCAAUCCUAUGGCCAAAUGCAUCACCAUCGCCAGUGCCUGCAAUCUCUAUUGGCGCAAGUACCAUUUGACCCCCGACACCAUUGCUGUCGAACCGCUCAGGGGGUGGCGAGGGGCCCAAGUCAAUCAAUCGCUCAAGGCCCUGCAAUGGCUGUACUACCAAGAACAUCUCCUUCCCAAGGAGGGGGCCAGUGCCGAUCGUAUUCGACAUGUCCGGAACGGGGGCGAGCAGUUUGUCCGGACCCUUGUGAACAGUUAUUUCGUCGAUGGCUACGAUCCUCUGACCCGCACCGUCUACGAAUUUCAUGGGUGUCUCUAUCAUGGCUGUCCCACUUGUUAUCCCAUGAGAAAUGCCAAACAUUAUGCCACACCGGAUCGAACCGUGGAGGAACUGUAUCAAGCCACGCUCUCUAAACGCAUGGCCCUGCUCCGAGCAGGCUAUACAGUGAUCGAAAUGUGGGAAUGUGAAUGGGACAAACUGGUGAACACCGAUGAAGCCGUCCAACGUUUCCUGACGUCGUUCGAUUUGGUCGCACCCCUGGAACCCCGUGACGCCUUUUUUGGAGGUCGAACCGGUGCCGUGGCGUUGCAUGCCGUAGCUGGGGAGAAUGAAGAGAUACGUUAUGUGGAUGUGACCUCCUUGUACCCGUGGGUGAAUAAGAACUGCCCUUACCCUAUCGGUCAUCCCAAGAUCAUCACCCAGCCCGCUGACCAGUCCCUGGAGUCCUAUUUUGGUAUUGCUACGGUGGAUAUUCUGCCCACGGCUGGUCUAUUCCACCCAGUCUUGCCUGUACGUUGUGGCCAAAAGCUCACUUUUCCUCUCUGCCGUGCCUGUGUCCAGACAGAGCAAGCCCAACCCAUGUUGACCCGAACCCAGUAUUGCCCUCAUUCGGAUGCGGAUCGUACACUACGUGGGACCUGGGCACGCCGGAGCUGGUCAAAGCGGUGGAAAAGGGGUACACCCUGA
Molecule: messenger RNA, 1590 nt
Organism: Porites evermanni
Lineage: Eukaryota; Metazoa; Cnidaria; Anthozoa; Scleractinia; Poritidae
Source: the annotation of a GenBank genome assembly